GCUCACCACUGACAGCUGCAGCUGUCAAAUGCGGCAAGACGGACUUCCUCUUUUCCGAUACGUUCGCGGUCGUGUAAAUUUGUGUUAAAAAUCACAAAAUUAAAUCUUAGCCAUGGUGCGUAUGAACGUAUUGGCCGAUGCCCUGAAGUGCAUCAACAAUGCCGAGAAGCGCGGCAAGCGUCAGGUGCUGUUGCGUCCCUGCUCCAAAGUCAUCAUCAAGUUCCUCACUGUGAUGAUGAAGCACGGAUACAUUGGCGAAUUCGAAAUUGUUGAUGAUCAUCGUUCCGGCAAGAUCGUGGUCAAUCUGACCGGACGCCUCAACAAAUGUGGCGUCAUCUCGCCGCGCUUCGAUGUCCCCAUCAAUGACAUCGAGAAAUGGACCAACAAUCUGCUGCCGUCGCGUCAGUUUGGCUAUGUCGUGUUGACCACAUCCGGUGGCAUUAUGGAUCACGAAGAGGCCAGGAGAAAACAUCUGGGAGGCAAAAUCCUUGGGUUCUUCUUCUAAAUUGUCUCUUCUGGAGCAAGUAGGACGAGCCAGGAAGAUCUUAAAAGUUAUUUUGUGUGUGUGGGGAGUUUUACAUAUGUAAAAAUUGUUUUAUUUCCCCGUCGCGAAAAAUAAAUAAACUAAAAACAAAACACCAUCAUCGCUCAUUCAAAGACAGCAAAGAAUGAAACAAAACAAGAAAACGCGAAAUAAAAUGAUUAAUACAUAAUUUUUAA
Drosophila grimshawi is the source of this 720-nucleotide messenger RNA. RefSeq names its product 40S ribosomal protein S15Aa (gene RpS15Aa). Gene Ontology annotation, molecular function: structural constituent of ribosome. Bases 113 to 505 code for a protein of 130 amino acids. Lineage: Eukaryota; Metazoa; Arthropoda; Insecta; Diptera; Drosophilidae. Gene Ontology annotation, biological process: translation. The record is from RefSeq and is a predicted model, not a curated record. The transcript is spliced from 2 exons. Gene Ontology annotation, cellular component: ribosome; cytosolic small ribosomal subunit.